Messenger RNA from Trichoderma asperellum CBS 433.97, 965 nucleotides. The record is from RefSeq and is a predicted model, not a curated record. Lineage: Eukaryota; Fungi; Ascomycota; Sordariomycetes; Hypocreales; Hypocreaceae.
GUUAUUUAGAAUUGCAGAAUUGAAGCCCAGCAAGAGUAGGAGCUUUGAACGUGGGCGAAAAGCUUGCUGCACGCGCGUUGGGGAAGCUCACCUUCAGCUUCCUUUACUUCCUCCAUUGUAGCAUCACCCGCUUCCGACUUAUCCACAGUCUUGGCGGCCACAUCUCCCUCGCCAGCGACCUUAUCCUCAGUGCCAGCAACAGGCGCAGCGACCUCGGGCUUCUCUGGGGCGUUAUCAGCCAUGGCGAAACGCUGGGUGGCGAUGCGCAGCUUCCAAUGCUUAGAGACAGAGGCAGAUCUCACGCGAACGGCACGAGGGUCGAGGCAAGCUCCAAAAUCUAGCGUCGGACGCGUUUCGCGGCGUGUUAUGCGUGUUCAAUGGUGGCGCAAGGCGGGUUGCGUGAUGAGACUGGAAGCUCGGCGGAUGAAAGGCGCAGUUGUCUCGUUCAGCUUCGCCCGCGUUGUGCUAGGAUCGAUGUGGGUGACGAAAGGAAAAACACUGGAGCGAAUAACGAACCGCAGGAACACGUCAAACGUCACUGAGUCUGAAUCUACAUCACGUGACUCGCAUGGUGUGGUAUUAGAAUGGCGAUUGACCAUAAGCACCCGCAACCGCGAUUCACAAUGCCGAGGCGCCAUAGGGCAACGGCGUUCCCGGUGCCGCUGCGCUGGACAAUUGACUAUAGCUCGCAUGGGUCGUGCGACCAUCUUCAUUCGACCGCUUCGGCAGGCGGCGCCUUGGACGUCUGCCACUCCAACCCUGCCUUGCAGAGGUUCUCGCCCCAACUACCCAACCGCCUUGGGCCUCGAAAACAGCUGUUCCACAACCGCGCGCCACCACAACCCCUGUUUUACCCGGAAAACAAUACACAAAGAGUAGAUCAUCUUCAUUUGGGUCGCUGUAAAGCCAGAACCAGAAGCAGGGCGAUCGCGCAAACGAAGUCUGGGCAAAAAUAUAUCACAUAU